CAGGCCACUUGCAGUUUGAAAUGAUCUGUAAACAAAGCCGUAAUUUUUCUGCAGCUCUCUUCUUCUCCUUCAAUUCUCUGCGGCGCGCCUCCUUUCGUUCGAAGACAAACCCUAAAGCCCAAACAACUCUUCCCAACAGAGUCCCCAAAUCCACGAGCUACACCAAUCCCCUGGCCGGCGGUGAUCGCCGGACGAUCCUAUCAGCCAUUCCUUCGCCGUCUGCACCGUCCGACUCCACAGCUGCCUCUAUUGUCUCCCUUCUUUCGGAACCCUCCGAUAUUCCUCUCGACCUCGAUUUCCAGCUCCAAAACUUCAAGAACAAGCUCACCUCCGACAUUGUGCUUCGAAUUCUCAGAAACUACAAGCAAUUGGGGAGAUCCCGAACCCUAGAGUUUUUCUCAUGGGCUGGGUUUCAGCUUGAGUUUCGUUUCGAUGAUGCGGUGGUGGAGUACAUGACCGACUUUCUCGGCCGGAGGAAACUCUUCGACGACCUCAAGUGGCUUCUGAAGACGGCGGCAUCGCGAAGAGGAGGCGUCUCGACACGAUCGGUCGCCAUUAGUAUAAGAUUCCUCGGAAGGCAAGGGAGGAUCAUGGAGGCGCUGGCUUUGUUUGAAGGGAUGGAGUUGGAGUUCUUCUGUAGACCGGAUAAUCUCGUAUUCAACAACAUUCUGUACGUGCUCUGCAGAAAAGAUCCACAUGAGGACUCCAUGGAUGCCGCGCUCUUAAUCUUUCGACAAAUGGGUCAGCCUGAUGAGUUCUCAUACAGCAACAUCCUUAUCGGCCUAUCCAGGUUUGGUAGAUUCGAGAUUGCCACUCAGAUUUUCCAUGAAAUGAGUAGAGCUCAUCUGAUUCCUACUAGAACUGCAGCCAACAUUCUUAUUAAACAAUUUUGUGAAUCUGGUGGGAAAAGGAAUUUGGUUGAGAAGGUUAGAGUUACAAGUUUUCGUAAUCCAUUUGAAAUAUUGGUUCCCUGUGUUAGAGCCGAGAGUUCUAUAGAGUCAGCAGUAGAGUUGUUUUGGGCGAUUUUUGAGCUGAAUUUGGUGCCCAGUGGACAUGUGAUUAAUUCUCUAAUUACAGAAUUAUCUCAUUUGCAGAAGUUUGAGGAGGCAUUUGAAAUUCUGAAAAUGGUUGGUGAUAGGAAACUGAGAUGUGGUGAUAAGAGCUAUAUGAUAGUUAUACAGGAAUUGUGCAAAAUUUGUAGAGCAGAUGAAGCUUCUGGUUUGUUUGAGAAGAUGUUGUCUGUAGGUUUUAAGCCAAAAGUUGCAGGCUACAAUUCAUUGAUUCAAAUGUUUUGCAGCCUAAGGCAUGUGGAGGAAGCGAAGAAAUACUUUGAUUUGAUGAAGAAGAAGAGGUGUGAGCCAGAUCAUGCAACAUAUUAUUUGCUGAUUAAUGCGUACAGUGAAGUUCGGAGUUGGGAGGCUGCUUAUGAAAUGGUGAUGGAAAUGAUGGAUAUGGGAUGGAAUCCUAAUUUUGAUUUAUGUAGGGUGCUGGGUGGCAUUUUAAGAGAGAAUGGGAGGAAUGAUUUGGUUCUGAAGAUGGAAAGGAAUAUGGAGAUUCAGCUCCUGCACGGUGAUUGUAAGGCUGGGAGAGUUGAUGCUGCCUAUGAAAAAUUGAAGGGGAUGCUUUCUAAAGGGUUCUAUCCGCCAAUUUAUGUAAAAGAUGCGUUUGAGAAAGCAUUUAGAAAGGCUGGGAAGUGGAAGAUAGCCUCUCAAAUCCUCAGUGAAAUGGAUCAAUUUGCAAUUCAGAAAAACGAUUAGUCUUCAUAAAGAAGGUGAUGGAUAUGCAAAUUUUCGUAUCCUACGGGGUUGAAAAAGCAGAACCUCAAUUUUCAUGGGGGACGUCGUCG
This is a messenger RNA of Phalaenopsis equestris, 1846 nucleotides long. RefSeq names its product pentatricopeptide repeat-containing protein At3g53700, chloroplastic-like. The transcript has 2 exons. Gene Ontology annotation, molecular function: protein binding. The record is from RefSeq and is a predicted model, not a curated record. NCBI's taxonomy places the organism in Eukaryota, Viridiplantae, Streptophyta, Magnoliopsida, Asparagales, Orchidaceae. Bases 21 to 1757 code for a protein of 578 amino acids.